ACCAGGACAUUAAAGACAGAGUUUUAAUUGAGGAAGCCUCAUUCAAAAAGGACGCUGCCCUCUUAUUGCAAACUUCCGUCAACUAAACUAUCCAAAUUCAUCAAAAUUUGGAUAGUUAUACAAUAUGUCCGGAAACUCACACAACCGUUUUACAACACCACCUGUGAAGCGAAUCUUGAUUACAUUCCAUUGAUUUUGUUCUUUAAGGAGGCCAUGAAUAUCAGGGAAGAACCUAUGGAGAAAUUAAAAACGCAAGGCAAACAAAAAGCCAUCCACGGCGAACAUCCUAAAACGUUGGACCAACAUGAAAUGGAUUGUGAGCUAUCCAAUAUUUGUCUGAUAAGAGGUGUGUUGUUUCUAGAAACAUAAGGAUUCGUCAUUUUGAUUCAGGACUUGAUUGUUAGCACCAAAUGAUCGUAAACACGUGUCACGUCAAGAUACGGUUGAGAGGAGUCGAUUGUAUGGUGAUGCCAACGAAUCCAUCGAGCACAUCAUUGAUGGUUGUCGCAUAAUUGCCCACAGAGAAUAUACGCAUAGGUGUGGCGGAAAUUAUAUACAUUAAUAUUCUUAAGAACAUGCAAUUGUUAGAGAAAAUUAGUCUGCAACGAAAAUUAAAUUCUUAGGUUUGGCAAUAACUGACACCAGAUCGUCAUCUACGGGAACUUUUCAAAACGUAAAUUGUGCAACUGCGUUUUCGACUCAACAUUUGGGGUUGUUUUAGCUAUUGGCACAUUUAAAAAAAGUUUACGUCGAAUACGUGCUAAACUACCUGGAGCACGCUCCAGUGCACCUGCUUCGCCGAUUGACCAUUUGGAGUUGUUUGGGCUAUAAGUAAAAUUUGAAUGUCAAAAAAGUACUAGCAGAUGAUGUCUUGAACUACCUAAAAAACGAUCCGGUGCACACGGAUCUUCGGCUCACAAUUUGGAGUUGAUGAGGCUGUUGGCAAAAUGUAAAUUUGAAAAAGCUUCUCGUAGAAUUCGUUAUGAAGUACCUAUAGUUCUUUCAAACGUUUCCCAUAGAAUAGUACUAAACUACUUGGUGCGCAAUCAUGUGCACCUAGAUCGGUGACUGGCCAUUGAUACUUAUUUUGGCCGUUAGCACAAUUUAAGUUUUAAAGAAGUUCCCGUAGAAUACGUGAUAAACUACUUGGUGUGAGAUCCUGUGCACUCGGAUCGUCGACUCACAACUGUUCGUUAUUUUGUCUAUUGGUACAAACUAAACUUUUAAAAAAUUCUUGCAGAAUUUGUGCUGAAGUACCUAGUGAGCGAUCCGGUGAACCUGGUUCGUCGGCUCACCAUUGAUAGUAUUUCGCCUGUUGACACAAUUUAAGUUUUAAAAAUAACGUUCCCGUAGAAUACGUGCUAAACUACUUGGUCUGCGAUCCAGUGCACCCGGAUCGUUGACUCAUCACUGUUGUUAUUUUGGGUAUUGGUACAAUAUACAUUUUUUAAAAUUUUUUGCAGAUUACGUGCUAAUGUACCUUGUGAGCGAUCUGGUGAACCUGGAUCACUGGCUCUCCAUUGGUACAGGCGGAUUUCCAGAGAAUUACCCUGUACAAUACGUUUUAAUAACGAUGGAGGAUUACUAUACUUUUGAAGAUAAAAUCGAUCGAUACGUUUACGAUGUUAUCCCCGACUGGAUGGAACCUUAUAAAGCGAAUUAUGUUGAGAAAGUAAAGGCUUAUAUACGAACAGAAAGAGGCGUUCCUUUUGCUUCCUCUCUUCUAAAAUCAAAUCAACCUAGAGGGCAUCAUCCUUCACCUCCAUUGAACGCUACACUACGUAUAGGGAACGAAAGAUAUUCGGAAUAUUAUACAACUGUGAAUUUCAGAGAGUAUACAUGCAGAUAUUAUGUUCCCUCAAAUCUACACCUACUCAACAACCAUAUUUAUGUAACACUGCCAGGAGGACCUGUUUAUGCUGCACCUUUAGUCAGAUAUGAUCCAUCAACCAGAUGUUCAUCAUCUCCUAGGACAUCCGAGACACUUCAUGUCACACCCUAGA
Messenger RNA from Belonocnema kinseyi, 2003 nucleotides. RefSeq lists its product as uncharacterized. The transcript is spliced from 3 exons. The record is from RefSeq and is a predicted model, not a curated record. Bases 1475 to 2002 code for a protein of 175 amino acids. Lineage: Eukaryota; Metazoa; Arthropoda; Insecta; Hymenoptera; Cynipidae.